GCAGUUGAUUUACCCAUUCACUGCAAAUGGAGACAACUGUGACUCAAAAUUAUUGGAGCCUAUACCUCUUGUUUAUAUCAUCUUUUAACUUAGCCAGUUGGAUGGACAGGCCCCUUAACCAACCUCCCUUAUUGCUCUAUAUAUAAGUCCCACCAGACUAGACCAAGGCACUCAUCAUCUCAACAAUAUUCUGAUUCAAAAACCUCUAUUGCUAUCCCAAAAGAUUGAAUAUACAUAACUAAAAUAUGGGUUGCUGGUCUGCUGAGAAUGCUACAAAUGCCUACCUCAAAACCUUGAGAAUGGGCCAAAGGGCAAAAGAGCCGGAUGUAGCUGAGUUCAUCUCAGCACUAGCAGCAGGUAAUAAUGCACAACUAAUGGUUGUGGCAUGUGCCAGUUCUGCCACUUCCACUGUGCUAGCCCUAGUGGCUGCAGCUUAUCAAACAGGUGGUCGUGUCAUUUGCAUCCUUCGUGAUCACAAAGAAUUGCAAAUGUCCAGACAUGUCCUAGGCUUGGAUGCCUGUCACAUUGAAUUUGCUAUUGGAGUAGCUCAAAAUCUUCUAUUAACAAAAUAUAGUGGAGCAGAUUUUGUGCUUAUCGAUUGUAAUCUGGAGAACCAUGAAGGGAUUCUUGGAGCAGUUCAAGCUAGCAGGAAGCGAAAUGGCGCAGUUGUUGUGGGGUAUAAUGCAUUUACCAAAGGAUCAUGGUGGUCCAGUGGGUCAAAAACCCAGUUGUUGCCUAUGGGAGAAGGGUUGUUAGUAACUAGAAUAGCCGCAAGUGCGAAGAUUGGAAAGAGAAGCAGUCACUGGGUUGUUAAGGUCGAUAAAUGCACAGGUGAAGAGCACGUCUUCAGGGUCAGAUUCCCACAAGGGAAACAAAUUGAAGCUUGAACUAUCUUUCAAUGCUCCCUUGGCUGUACAGAAGUAAAAGUUUUGAAAUGUUUUUUUCAUUUUCUCCAUUUUCUUGCUAGGCCAGCCAAAGGAAGCACGAUGUUUUAGCUCUGAUUGUAUGAGUUAGUUCCUACAAAAAGUCUUAAUUGUAAGAUGUAAAUAGCCAUUUAUAUACCUCCAAUACCCUUGAUUAGCGGGUUAAUUUAUUUAAAAGA
Messenger RNA from Hevea brasiliensis (rubber tree), 1102 nucleotides. RefSeq lists its product as uncharacterized. NCBI's taxonomy places the organism in Eukaryota, Viridiplantae, Streptophyta, Magnoliopsida, Malpighiales, Euphorbiaceae. The transcript has 2 exons. Bases 246 to 887 code for a protein of 213 amino acids. The record is from RefSeq and is a predicted model, not a curated record.